This is a messenger RNA of Lodderomyces jiufengensis, 1410 nucleotides long. RefSeq names its product putative metallocarboxypeptidase (gene ECM14). Lineage: Eukaryota; Fungi; Ascomycota; Pichiomycetes; Serinales; Debaryomycetaceae. Gene Ontology annotation, molecular function: metallocarboxypeptidase activity; zinc ion binding. Bases 1 to 1410 code for a protein of 469 amino acids. Gene Ontology annotation, biological process: proteolysis. The transcript has a single exon. The record is from RefSeq and is a predicted model, not a curated record.
AUGAAGUAUAUUUUAAUAUCAAUAAUUCUACUACUAGAGACGAUAAAUGCAUUUCAAUUUCCAUUUAAUUUGAAUAACUUACCAAGUAAAUUAUUUACUUCAAAAAUAAACAAUUGCAAUCAUCCACAUUAUUCAAAAUUACAUCAAAAUGAAUUACCAAUAAAUUUAUCACAGUAUUCAAACGAUAUUGUCGUUAGAGUUUCAUAUACCAAAACAUUAAAAGAAUAUUUAAUACUUCAAAAGGACAUUAAAUUUAAUAAAUGGGCACAAAAUAAUAAUAAAAAGACAAUAGAUUUACAAAUCAACACUGACGAAUUCAAUAAAUUAUUAUUAAAAUUUCCAAAUUUACAAUAUGAUAUAAUUAUUGAUGAUUUAUCACAAACUAUUUAUGAAACUUACCCACAAACUAAUCAAUCUGAAUUAAAAGAUAAUGAAAAUUUAAAUUUCCAAACUCAAUCUGAAUUAUUUUUUAAAGAAUAUAGAGAUUUAGCAACUAUUAAUUCAUGGUUAAAUUUAAUUCAAAUCACAUAUCCAAAUAUUGUUAAUAUUGAAGAAAUUGGUGAAACUUAUGAGCAUAAGAAAUUAAAAGUUGUUCAUUUUCAAGUACCUAAUGAUGAUAUUGAACAUCAUGAAAAAAAGACAAUAGUUAUAACAGGUGGUGUUCAUGCAAGAGAAUGGAUUUCAGUAUCAAGUACAUUAUAUUUAAUUUAUCAAUUCAUUCAAUUAUUUAAUUCAUGGCCCAAUUCCAAGAUAUUAACAGAAUUAAAUUUCUUAUUCAUACCAGUUUUCAAUCCAGAUGGUUAUGAAUAUACUUGGACAACAGAUAGAUUAUGGAGAAAAAAUAGACAAGAAACUCCUAUUCCAAAAUGUUUUGGUAUAGAUAUUGAUCAUUCUUAUGAUUAUCAUUGGACUAAAUCUACUGAUUGGGCAUGUGGAGAAGAAUAUAGUGGAGAAAUACCAUUUGAAUCAUUUGAAUCAAGAAUUUGGGAUAAUUAUUUAAAUGAAACAAAUAAAGAACAUAAAAUUUAUGGUUACCUUGAUUUACAUUCAUAUUCACAAGAAGUAUUAUAUCCUUAUGCUUACUCAUGUAAUCAACAACCAAGAGAUGAAGAAAAUUUAAUAGAAUUAGCUUGGGGUAUAGCAAAAUCAAUAAGAUUAAAAAGUGGAUAUAAUUAUCAAGUAUUACCUGCUUGUAUUGAUAAAGAUUCGGAUCUUUUACCUGAUUUAGGUUCUGGUUCAAGUUUAGAUUAUAUGUAUCAUAAUAAAGCUUAUUGGGCUUAUCAAUUAAAAUUAAGAGAUACUGGAUCUCAUGGAUUUUUAUUACCUUCAAAAUAUAUUGAACCAGUUGGUGAUGAAAUUGUUUCUGCUAUUAAAUAUUUUUGUGAAUUUAUUUUAAGUGACGAUAGAUGA